Messenger RNA from Amborella trichopoda, 1231 nucleotides. It is a transcript of the gene VPS24.1, whose product is annotated as SNF7 family protein. The record is from RefSeq and is a predicted model, not a curated record. NCBI's taxonomy places the organism in Eukaryota, Viridiplantae, Streptophyta, Magnoliopsida, Amborellales, Amborellaceae. Gene Ontology annotation, biological process: vacuolar transport.
CCUAAACUUCUUCCCAAUUUCAUUGCAAACAGGAAACGAAUCUCUCUGGUGAUGAUCUACAGGCGACGACUCUCAAUUUCUAAAGCGACGACCCCUCCAUCUUUCUCUCCCUGCGGUAACAAGGCGAUUCUGAUUCAAUUAGGUUUCUUGUGAAAUGGGGGGCUUCUGCUCUCUCAUAGGUCCUUUGCAGAAGGUUUAUAUGCAACAAUAUUAGGCUUCUGUUGGGGAAAUUCUUGAAUCUAGUGUUCAAGGAAUUGGAAUUGGAGUAGUGGGGUUGUUGUUUGUUGGUUUUAAAAAGGGAAAUGGAGAAGGUUAAGAAUCUGUUGAAACCGAAACCCAACCCUCAACAGCUUCUCAGGGACUGGCAGCGACGCCUCAGGCAGGAGUGUCGCGGCAUCGAGCGCCAAAUCAGAGAUGUGGAGAGAGAAGAAAAGAAUGUUCAGAAAGUAAUCCGGGAGGCUGCGAAAAGAAAUGAUAUGGUCUCUGCAAAGGCACUUGCAAAGGAAAUUGUUAGAUCAAGGAGAGCUGUCAACCGUUUGUACGAAAAUAAGGCACAACUGAAUUCGAUAUCAAUGCAUUUGGGAGAAAUUGUUGUGACUGCUCGAACAGUGGGACACUUGUCAAAGAGUGCAGAAGUUAUGAAAAUUGUGAAUGGUCUAAUGAAGGCUCCAGAAGUGGCUGCCACGAUGCAAGAGUUCAGCAAAGAAAUGACAAAGGCAGGGGUAAUCGAAGAGAUGGUAAAUGAUGCUGUGGACACUGCACUGGAUUCAGAAGAUAUAGAAGAGGAAAUUGAAGAGGAAGUGGAUAAGGUUUUGACAGAAAUUGCUGGAGAAACAACUGCGCAACUACCGGAAGCUGUAAGAAAAGAGAGAGUACAACAACCUGCCCAGAAGGGAAAAGCACCUCAAGAGCAAGAAGCUAUUGCCGAGGGUUUGGAUGAUGAAAAGGAACUCGAGGAGAUGAGGGCACGCCUUGCGAAUGUACGGUCGUAGUGAUCAUGGUCUCAGAUUGAAUGUAACAAGUGGAGCAGUGUUUAUUGCCAUGGUUGCUGUUGUAAGGGCUUCUGCCCCAAGCCUCUAUAAAGUGCUAGCAAUUUCCAAACUUUGAAACUAAUCUUAGUAAGAAAUGUGCCAUUAUGUCAUGACAAGCUGUCCUGUAAUGUAGCUUUUAGUAUCUAACAUCCCAAACAUGAGUAAUGAGUAAUCAAUCGGUUGGUACAUAUUUUUUACAA